AGCUAGAAAAAUAGCUGUAAAGAAUCAUCUUUCAGCUAAGACUCAUCAUGUUCAAAUGGUUUCUCGUCGCUUAAAAGACUGAAAGAUGAGUUUAGAUUUUAGCCCAAGCUUUAAGCGUUCGGGUUGGAACAGCAUAAAUUCUGAUGGAGGGGAGGAUAAAUACGGUUGUAGUUCAAUCCAACCUGAUAACAUUCCUAUUCCUUUGGGCUUACCCAUAGUAUACUUCCUUGACGAUGGUCCUGACAAUAACCAGGAUACCACCAUUUCAAAUUUUGAUCUUAGUCAAGACGAUCAUGGCAAAGAUCAGUUUCAUCAAAGAAAGAAGCCAAGAUUCUUAUCAAAAACUGGUCACAAAAAUAAAAAGGUUCAUGACUUUUUUAAUUUAAAGCAGGCAUCUGAAAAUCAACAAUUGGUGCUGAAAGAUUUGCAAAACUGGCGAGAAAACAAGCCCCAGUUUCAAGAUAUCCGCGAGGGAAUUGGUGAUUUACUGACUAGUCUCAGGAGUAAACGUUUAGCUGCAGAACAUUCCAGUGAGAGUGAGGACCUAGAGGUUUGUGUAAGUGAGGAUUGGAAGUCUGAUACAACUGUAAGCAGUGAUCAGACUGGUAACGAAGACAACGCUGUCAACCGCAGAUCACUUUCUCGUGAGGAAUAUGAAUCAUCUCGUACACCCCUCAUUCGCCGAACUAAAGAGAAAAGACGCCAGCCUUUCAAAGAGAAGGUAAAACCUAUAACUCCCAUUGGAAUCAAAUUGAAUUCAAAGCAAAGUAGAGAUCGGUCUUUCGUCACUUCCAGUUCGCUUCAGAGUGAAACAAAGCGAGGAAAGUUGGGGAGACCGAUUAAUAAGAACAACAGAGUUGUUACAAAUGCCAGGUUAAAAAAAGAAAGAAAAGCACGAGAGGAGAGAGCUAAAAACCUAACCCCAGAUCAAAGAUUUGAAAGGCUGCAAAGGUUAUUUCUCAUCAUCCAAAUGGGGAGUGAUAUUGAGAUGGAAUCUUUUCUUGAAAAAAACUGCCAUCCAGUAGAAAUCGUACCAAAAUUUGGAUGCAAAAAGAAAUAUCACUCGGAAAUAAAUCUGGUAAACGCUCGUGAUCAUUUCGGUAAUUGCCCUCUCCUUCUGUCAUGUAAAAUGGGGUCCUCCAGAAACAAUAUGACAAUGAUGCUCCUGAAAUAUGGGGCCAAUCCGAACCAAGUGGAUGAUAACAAGGAUUGUCCUUUAGUCUAUGUAGCCCGAUCCGUGAGUUUAAAGGUAAACUCUACUGCUACUAAUACUGAUAAUAAGAAUAUCCUCCGGCAACUACUACUCCAUGGAGCAGACAUCAAGCAGGCAGUGGAUACUCUGUGUGCUACUCUGGAAAAUCCCGACAAAGAAUCUCGCACCGCAAUGUUGUCCCUUACAGCCUUUUUCCAACAUGAAUUUUUGAUGCUUACCAAGGACCCAAUAAAAACUGCCCAUCAAAUUAUUGGUGCGCUUCUCAAGGUUGCUUCAGUUAAAAAGGAAUACACCACUGACUGCAAAAUCCUCGUUAAGUCAGCCAGAGAUUUCACCUUUGCUUACUUGGAUGCUUGUCGUACGCUUUGGGAAGCAAGGCGUUUGCUUUGUGGUUCCAACUACAUUGAAAACGCUCUGGAGACUAAAGAAAAAAAGUUUCUGUCGCAUCCAUUUUGCCAAGAAAUAGUUCUUGAAGAGUUUUAUGGUAAUAAAGAUUUUAAGAGCUACAGAGGAAAAGCUCUUUUUGUUUUUAAACCGUUCACGUCCUUCUUUGUGGGACCAAUAUAUUUGUUAUUGCUAAUCAAAGACUACUUGGUUUUGAGAGAAUGGAAUUUUAAAUAUAGUCGUUUAGAUUAUCUUUCCCUGAGUAUUACCACACCAUUCUACUCUUUUCUUGCUGACCUUCUUAACUAUGCCAUCCUUCUGGGUCUUCUUCUCUACGUUGCUUUAACAGUUCCUGACAAAUUUGUUUUGGAGGAUCAAGAAGGGGGCGAAAUCAAUAAUGAUUAUGCAGAAGAUUUUCUUCAAAGCAAUUCCAGGAUAAACAUUCCGGAAAUAAUUCUUUGGCUAUGUGUGCUAGCACGAAUCCAAAUGGAAGUGUAUCAAAUGAUCUGCAUGAGGAGUGCCAAAAAAUACUUCUCCAACUUCUGGAACAAUGUUGAUGUACUGAUUUGCGUCUUGAUGAUUGUAGCUUUCGCUAUAAGAUUUUGGAAUUGUACUGUGGCUGCAGUAGACAUAUCAAAGAUCGAAGAUGAGGUGCAGCUGAUUGAACCCGAGAAAUUGGUGGAAGGUUUUAAAACCAAUACCUUGACAUCAAUCUACUUAUAUAGUAUAACCCAAAUGUUUGUGUUUUUUCGUGUGAUGAACUUCCUGGACGUGAUGAGCGUGAUUGGGCCUCUACAGCUUGCUGUUAAAAAGAUGCUGAGUGAUGUUGCUAAAUUACUCGUCCUUCUUGUGAUUAUAUUGCUAGGAUUUGUUUGUGCAAUACUCUGCAUUGCUAAUUGUCACAGAAAGGUUACGGGCACACCAUACUAUGAGCAGUUCAGCACAUUUGAAAAAGUUCUUGUCAGCAUGAUCUGGACUCUUUUUGACAUCUUCAGCUAUGAUGAGUUAUCAAAGGACCAUAUAGUGACAUAUUGGAUUGUCCUGGUGUUAACGUUAGCGUACUCAGUUAUCGGAGCUAUCAUCAUUCUGAACACUCUAAUUGCGAUGCUGAAUAACACGUAUGUGAACAUACAAAGUAACGAGGACACAGAGUGGAAGUAUUCUAGAUGUCAACUUUUUUCGGAGUAUAAGGGGGGAAUACCCUGGGUUUUUCCCUUCAGUUUGAUAAUGGUCCCAAUCUACACUGCUUACCGUGUCGUCAAGGAAAAGGACAGACGUUUGAGAAAAGAAGAAAAAAAGCCGAAAUUGAAAGUACAUUUGCAUUACGAUUGUUUGUUGGAGAUACAUCAAGACCGUGAAGCUGACACAGCCAUGCCAGUGUUAAAGAAGAUGAAAUCUUUUCUUGGAAAACGUCUCUAAUUGAUGAUGAAUCUAUAUCUGUUGUACAAGAAAUGAAGAUGCGAUAUCUGCUUAUCAACAAACUAGCUCGGAGAGUCGAUUUAUCAAAACGCUAAUAUUUAAUUUUGCAUUAUUUUCUGUGUUGUGAUAUUUGGUAGAAAUACUGUUUUGAAAACUUUUAAAAUUCGCGAAUAAUUGCAGCGUAAAAUAAGUUUACAUUAGCGAUAUAAUCUAAAGCCGUUCUUUAUAGAGUUUAAUAAAAAAUUAUGGUAUGAUAAUGACAGUUUGCGUUUUCAACUCAUUGAAUCUAUGUUUAGUUACUUUAAUUAUCGUUUUAACUAUCAAUAUCAUGCAACUCAUAAUAAUAUUUAAUCGUAAUGUAAAAGUACAGAACACUUACCUUUGUCUUCU
Molecule: messenger RNA, 3406 nt
Organism: Bolinopsis microptera
Lineage: Eukaryota; Metazoa; Ctenophora; Tentaculata; Lobata; Bolinopsidae
Product: short transient receptor potential channel 7-like
Exons: 8
Coding region: 86-3016 (976 amino acids)
Biological process (GO): regulation of cytosolic calcium ion concentration; calcium ion transmembrane transport
Cellular component (GO): plasma membrane; cation channel complex
Molecular function (GO): protein binding; store-operated calcium channel activity; inositol 1,4,5 trisphosphate binding
Source: RefSeq, a predicted model, not a curated record